This is a messenger RNA of Myotis brandtii (Brandt's bat), 10331 nucleotides long. It is a transcript of the gene LRTM3, whose product is annotated as coiled-coil domain containing 168. Bases 1 to 9399 code for a protein of 3132 amino acids. The record is from RefSeq and is a predicted model, not a curated record. Lineage: Eukaryota; Metazoa; Chordata; Mammalia; Chiroptera; Vespertilionidae. The transcript has 3 exons.
AUGAAUAGCAUAUUAAAUGUGGAGACAGAUAUGCAAAGGGAAACCAGACUUGGUCAUUCACAGCUAAUGCAAGAGAAGUUUCCAAAUGAACAGAAAGUGUGUUUUUCUAUGAAUGUGGGUGGUUUAUCUAGCAGUGGGAAAGAUGGGAAAGAGGGGGAAGGGGAAUGUGAAUCUCUACUAGCCUCAAAGAAUAGUCAAGGCUUCAUAUUCAAUGUAUAUCAGACGGAGAACCAUGAACUUGUUAAAACAGAUGAGGAACUGAAACAACCAGGAAGUAUAAAUAUCCAGGUAAAACUACAAAUCCAUCUUCCACAAACUAUUUUGGAUUCUGCUUCAUGCCCCAUAUUUGAUCAAUUUCCAUUUGAAAAGCCAGAGAGGUAUGCUAAGUUUUCCCCUCCAAAGUCAGGGGAGGUAAAGACUGAUGCAAUAUUUUCUGCAAAGGAAUGUGUUGUCUCAUCUGAUACAAACCAUCAAAGGGAACAGACUGCUGGUAUUGAGAGGAAAAAGACAGUGACUUUUGGUUCCUGCAUGUCUGCUUUUUCUAUAUCCAAAAGGAAGAGAAACUUCAAACAAUAUUCAGAUAUAAAAACGUUAGUGAGACCCAAGUGUGGAAUUUUAAAAGCAAAGAAACCAUCAAUUUCAUACAUACUCAAUAUCAAGGGUGGUGCUAGCCCAAAACACAGAAAAGAAUUGGGAUGUAACUUGACAACCAAAAUGGAAGCAGUGGAUCAAGGUAAAGAAAUGGCCGAUAAAAUGUCCUCAUUCAUGACUAUUGCACCUGACAUGAAUAUGCAUAGCAAGAUAGAAAAAGACAUGCUAGGAAAAAAAAGACUCAGUUCUAAACAAGUAAAGCAAGUGCUAUCACUACAUGAAGAGAACAUUACUUCAGAUGACACCAGAGAAACCAGUCUUCAAGGGGAAGAGGAAGAAGAAAGUGAACAGGAGACAUUACUAAAAGGAGUUCCAGAGCAGGGCAGAUACUUCAUAUUCUGCUCAGGCCAGAAGGAGGAACUUGACCUUCACAAAUCAGAAAAGGAAGGAAGUGGAAGAAUUCUGUUUGUUACAGAAGAAGAUGUCCCACAACAAAUGCAGCCUACAGAUCCAAUGCAGGUAGAGGAGCCAAAGAAAAGCCACCAGACACAAAACGGCACAAUCUGCACAGCAAAGUCAAAGCUUCCUCUUAUAAAGUCAAAGGAAUCACUAAGCGAUCAAGUUUUUAUUGAUCCAAUCGGAGGUGGUAUCCCAAGUAAUGGGAGCCAUCCAGGGGAACUGUAUAGUCAUGGUAAAGAGGAAGAGCCAGAGUUUAAUAAAAAUCAACAAGCAACAGUUCUGCAGUCCUUGGCUGUCUCCACGCCUGAUCCACCUGAAUCUAAAAGGCAGAGAAAGACAUUUACGUGUACAACCUUCAAAUGUAAAAUGAGCUCCAAAUGUGUAACUAAGAAGGCAAGGAAGACACCAAUUUCACAGAUGUUUAAUAUCCCAGGGAAGGGUGGUCAAAAAAAUUUACCUUCAAAGAUACUGAAAUCAAGGAUUUUUGACUUUUUGGUAGAUAUAAACUAUUCUGAGAUGAUUCCAUUUCAAACUGAAAAGCUACAGAAGAAUAUGCCACCACAAAAAGACACACUACAUAGACUAGGUGAAGAGAUUUCAUGUCCAAAAUCAGAGAAAGCAAGGUUUGAUUACAUUUUAAUUGACGGAGCAGAGUAUAGUAUGACAUCAGGUGGGAGCCCUACAAGGAAGCUGGAUGUUCACGGGGCAGGUUCCCUACACUCUAAAGAAGAAAAGGAAGACAUAGCAACUCAAAAAGUAAUAACUCACACAGUUGAUCAAAAUAUCCCACCUACCAAGUCAGGGUACGCAAUGCUUGGAGAUCCAUGUGAUGAAAGCUCUAGAAGGAAAAUGGGUGGUCAUAUUGCCAAGAAAUAUGAAGAUCUGCAAAGAGAUUUACUAACAAGGUCUACUAUGUCUGUUUUAUCUGAGUCUAAAAGGCAGAAAGAACUAUUCAAAUUUUCAGAAGGAGAAAAUCUUACAGGUCCCAUAAGUGUAACCAUGAAGACACAGAAGCCUCCUUGUUCCCAGACACUCACUGUCACUGAGCAUGGUACCCUAUACUGUAGGAAGGAACAGGAAUGCAACUCAAAAUUUCCAAUAAAAGACAUGCAACAAAAUAAAAGCAUAGAUAAUGCAUUUUCAUCUCCCAGACCUCUUUCAACUGAUGACAAAAUAGAUAUUGAAAUGUAUAGAACAUUAAAGGCAGAGAUGGAUCAACAAAGAGUAAGAUUCAAGAACUCUGUCUAUCUAAAGCUAGAGAAAUCAACAUGUUACAGGGAAGCACAGAAGGCCAAUCCCACUGAUACGCAAAACAAUAGGUCAGGCUACACAAUGGAAAUGAAUGUGCAACAGAACAAGGAAGAGGUUGCAGUGGAGAUAAUAAACCUCAUGUUGCCGGAAAAUAAAGAAGAGAAGAUGCAGGGAAGUAAAGAUGGACCAGGGGUGCUUAUGACCCAGAGUUCUAAUUCAUUUCCAUCUCUCUCUCUCCUCAAAUGGAAUAAAGAAAUGCAGAGAAUAUCAUAUACAGGGGAGAUAGUGCAUAUUGAGCCAAUUAGUGGGGAUAUCAUGGAAAAUGUUCAAAACAAGAAACAACAUAUGCGUCAGGAAGAAGAGAUGAACAGAGAAAAAACAGUAGCUAUGAGAGAUAUGACACAUGCUUCAGAUAUAAGUAUGAAGUCAAAGAAAUCUUCUUCACAUACACUCCAUAGAACAGAAUUGCUCAUGAACAUUGGAAGUCAAGGACAGAAGAUACAUGAAGGUCAAGGUAGAUCACCUUGUACAGUGCUAAGGAAAGUUCAUAUUUCCAAACCUCCAACUGACCUCAAAUUAGAUAAAGGUACACAAGUAGAGGAAGAAGAACUUGGAAUUAAAAGACCCAUUCUGUUUCCACAAAUGGUUUCAGCAUUAUUCGAUGCAGAGAAAACAGAAGAUAGAGAGACAAUCGGUGGUGAUUCCUCGGGUACAGGGAACAACAAUUAUGCAAAUUUCAAUGAACAUAUCAGCUCAUUUAAUACAAUAAUAGAAGCUAAUCAACUUAUGCCACAUACAGACACAAAGGACAGAGUAAAAACAGAAGAUGAAAAAGGAAAAAAACUCCCCCAAAUAAUGACUUUGAGAAUACAGACAUCCACACCUACACAUCUGCUCAGUAAGAAAAGACAACCUUUGAAUAUUAAACAGAAGGUGAAAGAUACACAGAAGGACAAAGGUAAGCCAGACAUGGUCCUGAGGAAAGCCUGUGCUUCCGUACCUUCUCCAUUUCACCUGAAAUGGGACACUAGAAUGAAUGAACAGGAAGACACACUAGGAACAAUGCAACCCUGUUUUCCACCGUUAAAGAGUCAGCAUUCAUCCUAUUCAGGCAAAAAAGCAUAUGCUACGUCACUUGAAGGUUAUAUGUUAAAGAAGGACGAUAGACUCAAAAGAGAUAUUGAGGACAAAAUGCUCCCAACGUACAUGGAUCGGAAGGCAAAGAAAUUACCACUAUGUACAUAUUCCUGUAAUAAAUGGACUACCUCCAAAAGCAUCUUAGAAUCAAAAUGGCAAAAUGAAAAGCAUAAACAAGAUAAUGAAAUUUUAUUCAAAGCACGUCUACCAUUCCUGAAUAGUAUGCAAUGUAGAAAAGAACAAAAUACGCUUAUUGCAAAGCGAGAAGCCCAGCAACAAAUACUGGUCUCAGAAAGCAUAUCAGAGUCAGUUUCUUCUCCGCUGAUGAUUCCAUUCCAAACUGAAAAGCUACAGAAGAAUAUGCCACCAAUAAAAUACAUACUACAAAAAUUAGGUGAGAUUAUUUCAUGUCCAAAAUCUGGGAAAGUAAGGUUUGAUUAUCUUUUAGCUGAUGGAACAGAGUAUAGUACGUCAUCUGGUGGGAGCUCUACAAGGAAGCUGGAUGUUCACAGGGCAGGUUCCCUACACUCUAAAGAAGAAAAGAAAGACAUUGUAGCUCAAAAAGUAAUAAAACACACAGUUGAUCAAAAUAUCCCACCUACCAAGUCAGGGUACGCAAUGCUUGGAGAUCCAUGUGAUGAAAGCUCUAGAAGGAAAGUGGAUGGACAUAUUGCCAAGAAAUAUGAAGACUUGCAAAGAGAUUUACUAACAAGGUCCACAAUGUCAAUAUUAUCUGAAUCUAAAGCAAAGAAAGAGGUAUUCAAGUUUCCAGAGGGAAAAAAUCUUACAGGUCCCAUAAGUGUAACCAUGAAGACACAGAAGCCUCCUUGUUCCCAGACACUCACUGUCACUGAGCAUGGUACCCUAUACUGUAGGAAGGAACAGGAAUGCAACUCAAAAUUUCCAAUAAAAGACAUGCAACAAAAUAAAAGCAUAGAUAAUGCAUUUUCAUCUCCCAGACCUCUUUCAACUGAUGACAAAAUAGAUAUUGAAAUGUAUAGAACAUUAAAGGCAGAGAUGGAUCAACAAAGAGUAAGAUUCAAGAACUCUGUCUAUCUAAAGCUAGAGAAAUCAACAUGUUACAGGGAAGCACAGAAGGCCAAUCCCACUGAUACGCAAAACAAUAGGUCAGGCUACACAAUGGAAAUGAAUGUGCAACAGAACAAGGAAGAGGUUGCAGUGGAGACAAUAAACCUCAUGUUGCCAAAAAAUAAAGAAGAGAAGAUGCAGGGAAGUAAAGAUGGACCAGGGGUGCUUAUGACCCAAACUUCUAAUUCAUUACAAUCCCUCUCUCUCCUCAAAUGGAAUAAAGAAAUGCAGAGAGUAACAUAUGCAGGGGAGAUAGUGCAUAUUGAGCCAAUUAGUGGGGAUAUCAUGGAAAAUGUUCAAAACAAGAAACAACAUAUGCGUCAGGAAGAAGAGACGAACAGAGAUAAAACAGUAGCUAUGAGAGGUAUGACACAUGCUUCAGAUAUAAGUAUGAAGUCAAAGGAAUCUCCUUCAUCAGAUACACUCCAAAGAACAGAAUUGCACAUGAGCAUUGGAAGUCAAGGACAGAAGAUACAUGAAGGUCAAGGUAGAUCACCUUGUACAGUGCUAAGGAAAGUUCAUAUUUCCAAACCUCCAACUGACCUCAAAUUAGAUAAAGAUACUCAAGUAGAGGAAGAACUUGGAAUUAAAAGACCCAUUCUAUUUCCACAAAUGGUUUCAGCAUUAUUCGAUGCAGAGAAAACAGAAGAUAGAGAGACAAUCGGUGGUGAUGUAAGAAAAAGAAAACACUUAUCACAGAAAGAAAAGGACAGAGAACAAAACAGAACCAAAGUUGACCAAGACUUGCUUGAAAUUACAGGGUUUUCUUUUUCACAAUUACAGCUCCCUGAGUCCUCGGGUACAGGGAACAACAAAGAUGCAAAUUUCAAUGAACAUAUCAGCUCAUGUAAUACAAUAGUAGAACCUAAUCAACAUAUGUCAUAUACAGACAUAAUGGACAGAGUAAAAAUAGAAGAAGGGAAAUGUAGACUACUCCCCCAAAUAAUGACGUUGAGAAUACAGACAUCCCCACCUACACAUCUGCUCAGUAAGAAAAGACAACCUUUGAAUAUUAAACAGAAGGUGAAAGAUACACAGAAGGACAAAGGUAAGCCAGACAUGGUCCUGAGGAAAGCCUGUGCUUCCGUACCUUCUCCAUUUCACCUGAAAUGGGACACUAGAAUGAAUGAACAGGAAGACACACUAGGAACAAUGCAACCCUGUUUUCCACCGUUAAAGAGUCAGCAUUCAUCCUAUUCAGGCAAAAAAGCAUAUGCUACGUCACUUGAAGGUUAUAUGUUAAAGAAGGACGAUAGACUCAAAAGAGAUAUUGAGGACAAAAUGCUCCCAAUGUACAUGGAUCUGAAGGCAAAGAAAUUACCACCUCCACAUAUACUUAAUAUCAAAGAAUUGCGGUGUGAAAUUAAAGAGCAAAAGAGAAAAGUACAGGAAGAUAAAAACAAACUAGUUACGAAUAUCAAAAACAUUUGUACCUCUUUGGUUACUCUACCAUAUCUUAAAUUUGAGGCCACAGAAAGAGAGGGGUGCAUGAUAAUAAUUGCAAAAGAGCCUCUCCCACAACCUCAGUCCAAGGAAUCAUCACAUGCAGAAGCAAUUGACGGAGAACUUUCCACUGAUGUAAAAGAAUUAAAAGAACUCGUGCUACAGAAAGAAGUAAAGACUAAAGAGAAAACCAUGGAUAUGAAUAGUAUAGUGGAUCCCAUUGAUACGUAUUUGAAAACAAAGAAAUCACCUAUUUUACUUAUAUACAAUCUAAGUGACCUUCAGAGGAAAACUAAAGAGCAAAAGGGAAAGUUUCAGAAAGUUGAGCCAACUGGUGUGAUGCUGACUAAGACUUGCACUUCUAGCUCUCCCCCAGUGCACCUUAACAUGAAUAUCAGGAUCAAGGAAAAGAGCAUUUCACCAUUCACAAGAUCCCCCGUUUCCCCAGUACACUUCCAGGAAUCAUCAAGUGCUGAGAAAGUUGUAUAUGUAGAGCCAAUUAUUCCUGAUAUUCUAAUCAGUCCACAAGAGGGAAAGCAAUGUGUGCCACAGAAUAAGGAAGAGGUUGGUGUGGAGACGAUAAACCUCGUGUUCCCCAUACAUCAAGAAGAGGAGACACAGGAAAGUAAAGAGGGUGGGUUUAACAAACCAAAAGAAAUAGCUUCACAGAAUGAAGAUGACUCAGGAGUACUUAUCAGAAGUCUUUUUAUUUCUGGGAUGAAUCUAUCUCAGACGGAAGAAAUGGUCGAAUCUGAGACAAAGCAAGAAAGAAAAAAGAGAAUCUGUUUUUCUAAAUUUCAGGAGAAAUCAUUAAUGGCUAGUGAAAUUGUUGAGAGGGACAACUCCAGCACCGUGAAAAGAGGAGGCCAGAAUUUUCCAAGCAUAGUUCCAGAAGAUUCUCAGCCCUCCACGGUGGGCCAACGACAAAUGCAAAAACCUCCUAGUGGUAAACCAGAAGAAAACCUCAGCAGUGAAGUGAAUAAAAUAAAUGUAACUCUACAAACAGAAGGAGGGGUUGUUUCCGGGCAUGAUAGCUUCAGAGUCAUAAAAGAAUCUGACUUGCUUACUAUCGAGCAAGAGGAAAAGGCUCCAAAGCCCAUUCUGACACCCACAGAGUGUCCAAGCAUGUCUGAAGAUCCAAAGGGAAAUGUGAAAACCCACAUGAAAAGUACCCUAAGAGUAGAAGGACAUGAGCAUAGGGAUCAGAGUGAGCCCAUACAGGACACAAACACACAAAAGGUCCAGCAACAAAACACUUUUUCAGGAACUGUACCUACACUACCCCAAGUUGAAAGUAAUGAAAUAAAAAUAGUGGCAGAUUGUACAAGUGAAGAAAGUCUACUUCCUUUUUAUGAUACAAUUAAAAAUGUCUUUGAAUCCCAGAUAAAAAAUAUGAUCCAAGACAAAAUUUGUACUGAUAAACUGGACAAAGUAAAAGCUCAUUGUCCUGAUGAUUGGAAGUCAACACCUUUUUCAGGGGGUCCAGAUAUUACAUCCACAACAGAACAUCCUACAUUUCAGCCAAAACCCAUUGUAGAGUCAAAAGCACUCGAGAUAAAACUGAAUCUGAUACCCAAGACGGCAAAACAAUCCUUCCAAAAGUUCGACUUUUAUUCAAAACGGACUAUUUCAGAAGAUAACAGUCGGAGGCUCUAUCCAAGACACAAAAAAAUGAGCUUUUUAUCUCUAGAAGGGAUUGAUACUAUCAAACUUAACUUAAAACACAAACCCCAAAAAGAUUCCCCUCAGAUCAGCUGUAUGAAGACACUGACUGUUGUUUCAAGUGGCAGCAAGGAGAUCAUGACAAAGGUGAAGAGUAUAAGUAAGCUAGAAAGUGGAACAUCUUCAGUGACUUCUGCUAAUAAAAUGCCCAUGUCUCGAAUUCUCCAAAACUACUCAGAGGAAGAAAAAGACAAACUUCUCAUACACUUCUCUAUGAAAACAUUGGAGACCCAAAUGAAAGCCUUUCCCAAAAUUGUAACGGAAUCUUACUCAAUGGCCGAUACUCAGGCUAGAAAGAAACCUUUAUCUAAAUGUAUUUAUUCUGGUGUCAAAGUACCAAAACAAAAAAACAUAAUUUCGUUAGGGUUUGAGGAAAAAUCUCUUCAUCAAAUAGAACUAGAUUUACGAAGUAAAUACCUUAGUUUUCUCCUGGGGCUUCCGGUAGAAAGUAUGAUCCCUAAGCCAAAUACACUUCCCAAACAUAUCCUUAAGUUAAACACAGCUGCGACGUGUAAAAAAGUAGACGAUAAUGGAGAAAGUGGUAGUCUUUCCAUUGAUACAGAACUGUUAGAACAACAUAUCUCUUUCAAAAAGCAAAGUCCCCAUGAAAACUCAUCAUUGAUCAGGAGGUUCCUGGAGCUCACCCAUGUGUGUGCUUCUGACCCUGAACAACAUGGAACAACACAGGAAGACACUAUGAUUCUUUCAGUGUUAAAACCUCAUCUGACCCCAGAAAAAGAUAAACAUCACGUAUGGUUUCAAGAAACAGCUAGCUUAGCUGAUUACCAUUCAAUUCAGACUUUUCAAGAUUUUACUGAUCGUCAAACAGAUAUUGAGAAUUCAGCUAACUUGGAAGAAUGCUCAGCUCUUGAAAAACAUGAGAAUGAACAAAGUAUGUUUUUAGACGCCAACCCUUAUUUGAGUCAGGAAUCAGAAAAUAUGCUAUAUGAAUUACAGAAAAGCAUUCCUUUGGAAAAUCUUUACAAGAUGAAACAAAUCCAAACUGAUUUGAAACCACUUUACAGUGAUAAUUCGGUUUCUCAUCCUGUUGGAGGCUGUAGAAAACCUUCCUCAGCUGUGACAACGCCUUCCUACGAAUCCCACAGCACCAGAAAAUAUAGGGCUCCCCCGACAGUGCAGUCUCCUCACUGGUUGUGUCACAGUUCACUAAAUACUGGGGAGGUUCCAUUUGCAUCGCCUACUAAAUUGAGUGAAGAGAAGCUCUUGUGGAUUACAGAAAGCUCUUUAGCUCCCUUAACAGAAUCAAAUCUUAAAUUACAUCUUGCAAAAAGCCAAGACAAACCUCACAGACACCUAGAAAGAAAGAAGUCAAACCUUGAUUCAUAUAGAAACAACGUUCAUUGGGACUGCUACCCCAAUGAUACACAGAGGAAAGCAAAACGCACAAGGGAGAAGAAAGUGCGUGCUUGGGAGCCAGAAAGAGCAGGUUAUUUUCUGAGCAAACGUAAGUCAGCAUCAAAACCUCAUCAAGAAGAUUUCAAUUUCCAUUAUGAAGGAAAACAAAACCAGCCAUUUUUUUAUGCCUGUGUACCAGCAGACUCACUGGAGAUUAUACCCCAAACCAUUCGCUGGACGAUCCCCCAAAAAACGUUAAGGAAGAGAAACUUCAAAGUUCCCCUAGUGGCAAAGAUUUCAAGUUCUUUCCAUAUGUGGAGUUUCUCCAAAAAGUUGGGGCGUCACUCUUAGAGUCCUUCGACCCAGUUUACUUUGAUAUUACCGUAUCUAGAUUCAUCUGAAGUAGAAAUCUGGCUGUAAUUGUGCUAUUCUGUGAAAAAUAAAAUCAUAUAAAGUCAAAUGGUGUCUUCAUAAAGUAUUGUCUAAACUGAUCUAUUUUAUUUCUCCAGUAGAUUUGCACAGUUGUCCCGGGAGGCCAGGAAGGGAAAGCAGAUGACUUUGGGUUUGGUCCUACCAAGCACGAGUUCUCCCUUUAGUUUCUCCUGCCUCCUCAUAAUCCCCAGGGGAGAGGACCCAGACAUGGAAACCCUCUUCCCAGCCCACAUCAAUGACUGAAAGGUGAAUUUGAGGAAAGGUAGCCUAUAAAUGAGAUUGAGAGAGAAUGACCAGAAAGUUAGGAGAGCAUGGAGACUAAAGGGAGAGUUCUAACUAGCAGUGAAGGUUCAACAAUGUCAAAUGCCACAAAGCGCCGGGGUAAAUACUGGUCUUGAGAACCCAGAUCCCUCAGAUGGCUUUGUCCUCAUCCCUGACCUGAAUGGGAACCCACAACAGCUGGAUGACCUGAACCCAAUUGCCCCCUGCCAUCACCAGGACAUCAGGUGGCUUUGGGACCUCACUCCAGAGCACCUGUCACUGCUCAGCACAUCUUCCAGGAUGGGCAGGAAGCCAUCCUGCAGGGUUGCCAAGAGACUCUUCCUGAUGUUCCUUCGCUACCUGCCCUGUUACCACCUACCUGCACGUGUACUUCACUGCCCUGGGCUUUGAGGCUCAUGGCUCAGCGUGGAGCAGGCUCACCUGUUGGCAGGUGAUUGUGAACCUGGAGUGUGAUCUGGAACCGGCAGAGCACCUCACCUUUGCCCUCAGGGCUGAUGACCCCCUGCUGCCCACUGUCAGGAGAACAUCAUCGAAGUGUGGGGUUGGGGAUGAGGGUGCAGGCAGAGGGA